Pocillopora meandrina is the source of this 4806-nucleotide messenger RNA. The record is from the annotation of a GenBank genome assembly. Lineage: Eukaryota; Metazoa; Cnidaria; Anthozoa; Scleractinia; Pocilloporidae.
UCGCUCAGAGUCAAAGAAAUUUCUUCAUUUGUAUACGUGAAAAGCUUUCCAUGGAGAGUAAACAUGUAUCUGUGGAUAUUUAACCUCGUCUGUUCAGCUGUGUACGGCAUAAGCCGUAUUUCAGAGCCAGCUUUGAAAGCUGUUAACUUUGCCAAAGAGUUAGAAGGAAAAAAGCUGAACGGAAGCCUGAUAAAAGAAAUAGAAGUGGAUUCGGAAAGUUCUUGUCGGUUUGAGUGUGUCAAUAAAGAGCGAUGUCAAUCUUACAACUUUGGAACCAUAGAGGGCGACUCAGGGAAAUUCAAAUGUCAGCUAAGCGACUCUGAUCGAUUUGUUGGAUUUGCUAACUUUACCGAGGAUGAACAUUUCAUUUACAGAGGAAUAAUGGUAAGCUGAAUCUCUUUUAGCGUAUCAAAAAUUACUUGAGGCUCAAUGAUUGAAUUUUAUCUCUGAAAUCGAAGCUGGAUCUAUUUAAAAUGUUUUCUAACUGUAAUGCAUCAACCUUACUCUGCCUAACUUAUGUCACUAAAGUUUUUAAGAAUUUAAGAUUCUUGCGCCAACCUGGUGGGAAAUUUGCUGGUGUUUGUGUCACGGAAAGAAGCCUGGUAGAGCCAUGAUAAACAGAAAAAGUUAGACCUUGAUAAAAAGUACUAAAACUAUUUUGAGGAAAUAAUUGUUGCAAUCGAUUUUUUACAAUAAGGGAAAUAAACCUUACUUUAUUUUUAACAUAAAUCCUGCCGAUGAAGAUUCAAGCGUUUUCCCAUCCGUGCAUCAGUCGAUUUAUGGAAGUUUUGCCCCAUCACAAGUUCGCCGCCUUAAAGCAAAACAAGUUUAUCCUAACUCUUUCAGCGCGUUAUAGCUGGCACUCAUGAAAUUAUCACCCAAGAACGAAAGAGUAUUUUUGACCAAUUUCAGAAAGCUGUCUAACGGAUGUUUUUAAAUACAUUAUGGCGAACCUCUGAAAAAACGCAUAUCAAAACUUAAAUGCUUACCAAAUCCCUUAUAUAUCACACAAUUUAGGAAUACAAACGAUUUCUUGCUGCGUGUGAUGUGUUAGGAGGAGUAAACUUGUCAAGUUUUGGAAGUUUAGAUGUCGCAGGAGAUUAAAAAAGGGCCUUUUGCAGGUUUGAUUAUUGAGAGCUCUCAAAAACAAUUUUAAACGUAUUUUCAGAAACCAAUGUGGUUUUAUUUACUUAAUACCAAUAACAGUUUAAUGGGUAAAGUUUGAGGCAAAACUUUUUUCCGAUGAAAAACGCCUUGGACCGCUCUUACAGAGAUCGCCAGUUGAGUUUUCACCAAGCCAAUGAAAAAAAUAUUAUUUGGAAGGUUAAAAGAGAUUUUUUAAAGCUUGGAAUAUCGAUGUUUGUCUUACAACUUCCUUCCCAUCCAUGGGAAGGCGGCCAACAGAUGCCAGCUAAGUGGCUCGGAUCGAUUUAUGUGUCAGGUGAAUUUUACAAAAGGGUAUAAAGCAUUAUAUAGAGGAAUACAGGCAAAAAAACGACUAACUCUUUGGAUGGUGCAGCAAUUUUGGUACUGUUUAUCUUGCAUUGUGAGUUAGUAAUUACUGGGUCUUGAGGACACAUGCCGAGCUUGGAAAGGUUGGGAAGUUGAAAUGAUUACAACACGAUAAAACACUUGAAACUCUAGCUUUUUAAAAUGUUUUUUGUAUCUACGGGGUUUUAUCAGCCUUUAUAAACAACUAGGUCGUAUUAAUGAAGCUGUUUCACGUUUCAAUUGAGUCAACUGAUUCCAAAGAAUACAAUAUCUUUCUAGAGUUAUUGGUGCCGAGGAGCACCUGUUAUGAAGACCGCAGAGGUUCUCGUCAGAGAAGGAACGAGAACUCCUCACUAAGGCAUCCUUUCGUGAAAUGAAUGUACCUUAAGAUGAAUCAUAAUCUAAUACAAAUUUCAUUUAAAGAGUUAUGGUUGAUGAAAUGUAAUUAGAAAUAACACAGAAGACUCCAACAUAGGAAUAAAUCUAGAAAUAAAGAGGGAUGCUGCCGUCGUCAGCCAGAAAAAAUUGUCAAAUAAAGGAAGACAGCAAUAUGUUAACAGCUUUCCAUAAUUUGUAAUAAUACAAGAAUAGAAUUGCAUAAUCUGAGUUCUGUAUUUAUUUAAGAUAUUUUAUUCACUUGUAAUUUGCAGUUGUAGCAUUCAAAUGCCGAAUUUUUUUUUCUUAAGCUUACUAAUAGAGUUUGUCUUCAUGUCGUGUUAGUUAUGUAAGGAAGUGUAAUAUAUAUCUAUAGAGUUUUUGUAACCACUUGGAUCCUCUUAAAGCCGUUGCUCGACGAAAUCAUCAGUUAAAUAAAGGCAAUGAUGGGAUAGGGGAAAGGAUUAGUAAACUCAUUUCAGGAAUUUCUCCACAUCGUGUGGUAUAUUUGACCCUUUUUUUCAUUUAAUAAUUAAUUUUGUUUAAACAAGAGCUCGAGAAAAACAAAUGAUAAAAUAUAUGAAUGAUUUUCUUAUUGAGUUAAGACUCCACGAAGGGAGACGCUCGCCAAUGGUAAUUUUUGGCUUUGCCUUUGAUUUUCUUCAAUUUUCUUCAGUGAAAGCUCUCAUAAUUUUCACAAUUUAUGAAAUUUGUCCAGCCGAUCAUUUAAAAGCCGAAAUUUUCUUAGGUACUUACAAGUUUUUGUUCCACCAAAGGAAACGCGAUAAAUCUUGCUCGAAAGAUCCCUAUUUUCUUUGUCGCAAAACAGCACGUAAUAGAAUAGAACUUCGCCAAAAUCUGUAUCUGAGCAUGCGUAAACUUUCGAAUCUGUCGCGAUCUGUCGCCUGUUGGUAAUUUUUCCCACGGUGUUUUCUUUUGGGUUGACUUCUUUUUCAGGCGUAGAAGGCCUAUAAAUAUUCCGGGUGUAGUUGCUGGAAACCCAAGAUUCCAUUAAAUAGAAACUGUUUAACUGUUUUUAACACACGAAUAAAGGGGGUAAGUUUCUAAAGAAACUGUGGUGCUGCGUCGGUGGGAGAGUAGAGCAGGUAAUUUAGUGUUAACAACUGAGGUGAAAAUGUAAAUUGGCCACCGUAAAAGGUUGAAAGGCUGACCAUUCGAGCGGUAGCCCUUCGUCAGGCCAAUUUACGAUUCAACUCAGUUGUUAACACUAAAUUAACUGUUUUUAUCACACCUUUUCAGAUAACAAUCAUGCGAUCGUAUCGAGCCGCCAUGUCAUGCAUGUCGACACUUUUCAAGUUCGCGCUAUGUUCGCACACAGAUCUCGGUCACAAAACCCUAUAGAACCUCCUGAAACGAAAAAGUCUGCCAUCAUCCUUUUGAUAUCUCUUUGUAAACUGUUUUUCUUUCUUUAAUUUUAAGAGCACCUGCGAGGAAGAUGAUCCUUGCAAGGAGAAUGAAAUUUGUUUUGUUGACUACAAAUCAAACACCUGUGUUUGUAAGUGUAUUAGAGGUAAGUGAAGAUCUGUUCAGGGAAAGACAAAAACAUUUCUGGAAGAGAGACAUACUGAAAAUGUCGGGGACAGAUAAAACGGGUAGAUUAGCACCAGAUGAGGCAAGGGUAUGAAAGAUCAAGGGUGUAACGUCCAUGACAAAAACAUCUAAAGAGAGAUAGAGAGAGAGAGAGAGAGAGAGAGAGUGAGAGAGUUAGAAUAAAUAAUUUUUGUUAUCGUCAAAGCGUUUUACUUUUUUUUCGUUAUUUCUAGAUUGCCCGGCCAAGAACUGUCUUGACUAUUAUAAAAAUGGUUCAAAAACUGACGGUGUGUACUGGGUUUACCCUGAUGAAGAAGAACCCUUUCAAGUGCUGUGUGACAUGACAACUGAUGGCGGAGGAUGGACCACCUUUCAAAGGCGCAUGAAUGGCUCCGUGGACUUUUAUGUCGACUGGGAAUCAUACAAAAGAGGCUUUGGAAAUUUGGAGGGCGAGUUUUGGCUCGGAAACGAUUAUCUUCACCGUCUUACUGCAUCUGCCAGCAUGGUGUUUCGAAUUGAUAUGGAGGAUUACGAAGGCGACCGACGAUUUGCCGAGUACACGACUUUCGCUGUGACCGACGAAAGCGAUAAUUAUCGGGUGACAAUCGAUGGAUACCGAGGCACCGCAGGCGAUGCAUUGCUAUCUCUCAAUAGGCCUAUCAGGCAUGUUGCAUUGCAGGUUUUUCGACUUUGUUCUGAGAAUGACUAGUAAUAUAAGGGUAAUUUCUGAAAAGCUUGUGCCCAAGAAUUUGGAAAUACGUUGAUGAUGGUUUGUAGUCGAGGAUCCCUUAACCUGAUCAGUUUUUUCUACAAAUGGCAAAUCUAAGCUGAAGUAUCGCAUCCCGGAUGCAUCAAAGCCGAUCAAAUAUUUUAACUUCCAGUUGAUUGCUAACCAGGAUUGCUUCUCUCAACAUUAUUAUGACAUCAAAUUCCUGUUAACACUAUUAACCAAGAAAAUAUGUGUACUUGUUUACCAUUCCAUUCUCUCAAACUUUCCUGAUAGGGGAAUCUUUUCAUGUGCACUGUUGACAAUUAGUGCUGCUUGCAUAUUUUCUAUCAUGCAAUGCCAUCUGCACUUUACUGACUAUGAUAUUCUGUUAGAAGCAUUGCUGUCCGGCUCUUUCUCGGUUUCUUACGAAAUGCUUUUGAUAUCCUAGAGACAUGAGGUUUACAACCAAAGACAAAGAUAACGACGCUAAUACUGGUGGAAACUGUGCGUCAAGCUUUAAAGGUGGCUGGUGGUACAACUACUGCCAUAAUGCCAAUCCAAAUGGUUUGUUCAAAGGCGGAGGUAAUGCACAAGGUAUUACAUGGCAGUCAUUUCGAGGACAAUUAUAUUCUUUAAAGCACACCGAAAUCAAAAUUCGACCAGCAUGGUUUCAUUUGUGA